This is a messenger RNA of Hevea brasiliensis (rubber tree), 1704 nucleotides long. RefSeq names its product NADPH-dependent aldo-keto reductase, chloroplastic. The transcript is spliced from 3 exons. Bases 369 to 1448 code for a protein of 359 amino acids. NCBI's taxonomy places the organism in Eukaryota, Viridiplantae, Streptophyta, Magnoliopsida, Malpighiales, Euphorbiaceae. Gene Ontology annotation, molecular function: aldose reductase (NADPH) activity. The record is from RefSeq and is a predicted model, not a curated record. Gene Ontology annotation, cellular component: cytosol.
CUUUUGGAUUCUUCCUACUUUCUAGAGAGAGAAAGGAUUGAGUUUACAGCUAAGCACUUUGUCUUGUAUUUGGCUUGCUGUUGCUGCCAUUGUUGACCACCAACCCAACCUUUGCUUAACUAUUAUUAUAUUAUUUGGCAUUGUUUGAUUCUUCCAAGUUUCGUUGUUCUUGUUCCCUCUGUUAAUGCGAGAAUACUUCUUUUGAUUCUUUUGUUCUCUUCAUGUUUGAUGAAAAUUGGGUUGGUGGGUUCUUGUUUUCAACUCCAUUCUUCUUCUUCCUUGCUCUAAAGCCAUCUUUUUCUCUGGAUUUUCUUUGUGGGUUUAAGUGAGGAAUUCUGAAAUAGGAAUUGGAUUCGAUCUUGUAGGAGAUGAAGGGAAAGGGUGGGGCUCUUGGAACAUACUUUGUCUUGAACACGGGAGCCAAAAUUCCUGCCAUUGGUCUGGGAACAUGGCAGAGUGGUGGGGACCUCUGUGUUGAAGCCGUCAAAACUGCCUUAUCUGUUGGUUAUCGUCAUAUAGACUGUGCCCAUCUCUAUGGAAAUGAGGUUGAAGUUGGCGAAGCGCUUGCUCAAGCUUUCAAUGCUUCCCUUAAGAGGGAAGAUGUUUUCUUGACCUCUAAGCUCUACUGUACCAUGAACUCUCUCAAUAAGAUUGACAAUUAUGUCAGGGUUUCUCUAAAGAAUCUUGGAGUCUCUUACUUGGAUCUGUAUUUGAUGCAUUGGCCUGAUAUCUCAGCCUUUGGUGACGCAACUGAUCCUCCUUCCAAGUCUGGGACUGAGUAUAGACAAUUCUUGAAUCGAUUGAAGAAAGCUUGGAAGGCCAUGGAAGGUCUUGUGGAGUUGGAUCUUGUAAGAGCUAUUGGAGUCAGUAAUUUCAAUGUUCAGCAGAUCAAGGAGUUGCUUAAAUUUGCAAAAAUUGUCCCUGCCGUUAAUCAGGUUGAGUUGCAUCCCUUUUGGAGGCAAGAAGAAUUAGUAAAGUUCUGUCAAUUGAAGGGUAUCCAUGUAUCUGCUCACACACCUUUAGGAGUUCCUACAUCAAGUCCUGGACCAUCUGACAGUGGAUCAGGGGAGGAUGAACCUGGUACUCCUCGCAUAUCAUUUAAGAGGUCAAGAUCUGUACAUGGACCCAUGCUGAAAUUGUCAGUUGUUUCAGAGAUAGCAGAUAAACUCAAAAAGACACCCGAACAGGUUAUUCUUCGGUGGGGAUUACAAAGAGGAACAAGUGUCCUACCUUGCAGCCUCAAGCCUGAUCGGAUAAGAAAAAAUAUAGAUAUCUUCACUUGGUCUCUAUCAGAUGGAGAGUGGAAUCGCUUGAACCAGAUUGAACCACAGGUAUGUUUAUUUGGAAACGGUCUUUUAAAUAAUCUGUCAGACAGUGGCUUCAUGUUUGGUAGUGGCCCCCUUCAAGUUGUGCGUGAGAUGGAGGAUGAUGUGGAAUCCAAUGCCUGAUAUAUAAUAGUACCUCCUUUCGAUAGUGUGCUCCAUUUUAUGUUAAAAGAUGCCAUGAUUGUUAUAAUUACCCAUUGUUUGUGAGAUUUAGUUUUUGUGGAUGCUGAAUAGGAAAUCAAAGGAGACAUUAUUACUGAUUGAAGAGGAAAUCUUUUUCUUUGUGACUGUUAAGUGUUUUAUAUAUCUUUCUGCAAUAAUUUGCUUGGAUGCAAUGUCAAGAAGAUAUAAUAAAAUAAGUGUUUACCUUUCAAGCAAA